Messenger RNA from Macrobrachium nipponense, 2914 nucleotides. Its product is annotated as probable peptidoglycan muropeptide transporter SLC46. Lineage: Eukaryota; Metazoa; Arthropoda; Malacostraca; Decapoda; Palaemonidae. Gene Ontology annotation, cellular component: membrane. Bases 907 to 2457 code for a protein of 516 amino acids. Gene Ontology annotation, biological process: transmembrane transport. Gene Ontology annotation, molecular function: transmembrane transporter activity. The record is from RefSeq and is a predicted model, not a curated record. The transcript is spliced from 10 exons.
CUCUCUCUCUCUCUCUCUCUCUCUCUCGUUGAUUUCAGUGUGUUUGGUAGACUCGUCGAGUGCGCGUGUGUGAGAGUGAAGGUUUCGAGUGAAAUCCGUUAGAAAUAGUUGAGCUGAACAUCCGUAAACUCCAGAAACGAAGAGGACAUUUAACCGAAAACUCCAGAAACCAAGAGGACAUUGUGACCGUAAACUCCAGAAACCAAGAGGACAUUUAACCGAAAACUCCAGAAACCAAGAGGACAUUGUGACUGUAAACUCCAGAAACCAAGAGGACAUUGUGACCGUAAACUCCAGAAACCAAGAAGACAUUUAACCAAAAACUCCAGAAACGAAGAGGACAUUUAACCAAAAACUCCAGAAACCAAGAGGACAUUGUGACCGUAAACUCCAGAAACCAAGAGGAUAUUUAACCGUAAACUCCAGAAACCAUCAGGACAUUGUGACCAAAAACUCCAGAAACCAAGAGGACAUUAGACCAUAAACUCCAGAAACCAACAGGACAUUAGGCCAUAAACUCUAGAAACCAUCAGGCCAUUGUGACUGAAAACUCCAGAAACCAUUAGGACAUUUGAUCGUAAACUCCGGAAACCAAGAGGAUAUUUAACCGUAAACUCCAGAAACCAAGAAGGAUACUUAACUGUAAACUCCAGAAACAACAGGACAUUGUGACCGUAAACCCAGAAUUCAACCGAAAACUAACCACAAAUACCAGAAAUCACACAAAGAACUUGACAGCAAAAGUUAGAAACUUAACUGAACCACUUGACAACCAGUGGCAAAAAGAAACUAAACUUUUUGACAGGGAGUACCAGAGACCAGCUUGGGCAGUUAAGGCAACAAACACCAGAGACCAAGGUGACAUUCUUGACCAGGAACGCCAGAGACCAGCUGAAAUUUUAGACCAUGAAUGACAGAGACCAACCCAACAUUAAGACCACGAAUGACAGAGACCAACCCAACAUUUCGCCCAUGAAUGCCCCAGACCAAACAGACAUGAACCAUCAAGAAAAUGCCCCUGAGAAGGGAAAUCCUCAGCGCGAGAGAAAUCUAGGUGCUCAAAUGAUUGGGUGGGUCCAGGGCAUCUCAGUCGAACCUGUCCUGUUUCUUCACAACAUCGCGUCUCAGAUCGUCUGGAUUGCUUCCCAAGAUCUCAUGAUAGACAAGGCUUGUAAGGUAAACCUCAACUAUGACGAGAGCGUCUGCAGUGACCUGAACAAGUACAGAGACCGCCAGGAAACCGUCCAGGACCUCGUCUCGGAGUUCAUGAUGUGGAGGUCUAUCUUCGAGACCAGUAUCAAGGUCAUCUUCACCUUGUUCCUGGGAGCCUGGGGUGACCGCUGGGGACGGAAGCGCCCCUUGAUCAUGUGCCUGACGGGGCUGAUGCUGGAGGCGAUGGUCCAUCUCAUCAACAGCCGAAUUUCGUCCGGUGGCCUCGAGACUAUGAUGAUCUCAUCGGUGCCGUACUCACUUGGGGGCGGAGUCAUGGCUCUGCUCAUGUUGUGCUUCGCACACCUGGCAGACUCAUCCAAAUCACGUCAAAGGACUUUGAGAAUGGGAUUCCUAGACUCUGCCUACUACCUCGGAAGCCCCGUGGGCAACGCCAUCGUGGGGCCACUCCUGGAUUCUGGUGGCUACGUGGGAGCCUUUGGACUCAGCAUAGCUAUAUACUUACUGACGAUUAUCUACGUGGUGGUCAAGAUCCCUCCCAUCAAGGCGAGAGAGUCUGAGGUGGAAUCUAGAUCAGUCUGUGACGUCACCCAGAUAACGGACGCCGUAGCAGUCACGGUCAAGGCUAGACCUAACAGAGCAACAUUGCACAUCCUGCUUCUCAUAAUGGCCAUGCUCUUCGAUUCGCUACCGGUUUCUGGUGAAGGGGGCUUCCGGUACCUGUACACUAAACUGGCCCUUGGCUGGUCACACACAGAGUACAGCCACUGGAGUACUUUUGCAUCCGUUUUAUCUAUCAUAGCAAUGAUUGUGAUCAUUCCUGUGCUGAGCGUGGUCGUAGGAAUGCCCGACGGAUGGAUGGGAUUUGUGGGCGGAGUUUCGAGAACGACCAGUAAUUUCAUGUACGGCCUCGUCAACAAGCCGAAGGACGAAUGGCUCAUUUGGACAGGAGCAGUGGUUGCAAGCUUGAAGAAUAUGGCUCCAGUUUCCAUACGAUCUUUGCUUUCUAAGCUUGCUGGACCACAGGAUGUUGGUAAAGUGUACGCAGUCAUGGCGACGCUGGAAAGUCUAAUCGAAUUUGCUUCUGCUCCAAUGUACAAGGCGGUGUACACAGCUACCAACAGCACCCGACCUGGAACCUUCAAUUUCCUCUCUGCUGGAAUAAAUACGUUCCUGGCAAUAACGCUGCUAGGGGUGACAUUGUCCCUGAGGAAGAUAAACAGACGAACGUCCGCAGCGGAAUCUUCCCCGGUGACCGGAAAUGAGGAAACCCGCUGCUGUCGAUAGAAGUUCACAUUUGCAGACUAUUUCAUCCUCUUCAAUGAUUUCUCCUCUCCGAGUGACAUUCUUACGAUCUCAUCGUUUCCUCAUCCAUCAUUUAACAUUUUCUGUGAAACUUUUUCUUUGUCGUUAUGUUACGGGAAGAAUUGUAAAAUUUGAUUUUGUUGUUAUUCUUUUUAACCAACGUAGGGAUUUUAUCGUGAAUUCUGUUAAAGAUGAUUUCAUUCCUUUGAUUUCGAUAUCACUUUUGAUGCCAGGUGAGGAAGAACCUCGUAGGCAGUAAUAAUGUAACUCCUCAAAGCGUUGGUUGCUUUAUAAGUACUACGUAUUUACAAAGUGAAAACCUUUCGCAAAAAUUAUAUUUAAAAUCGUGCAAGUAAAACCAAUAGGCUACAUUUCCCUGGGCAAGAAGCCUCGUCAGAAGCACAUCUAACCCGUAACGUCUAUUUUUCCCUUGACAUCU